Molecule: messenger RNA, 411 nt
Organism: Cooperia oncophora
Lineage: Eukaryota; Metazoa; Nematoda; Chromadorea; Rhabditida; Trichostrongylidae
Source: the annotation of a GenBank genome assembly
AUGUCUGAGCACACGGAAGAAUCUGAAGACAGUGAAGGACUACUGAAAGACGCUUUCGACGAAGAUACGCUUACACAGCUGAGCAGUCUGAUCGCUUCCGGUCGGGGCGUACGAAUGGAUGAAACACCGGCGUUCAACAUGCGACUUAUCGCUGAGGUGAAAUCUCGACGGUACCUUUACGAUCACACCGACGAAGGAUAUAAUCUCAUCCCGUGGCGGAAUAAUGCAUGGGUGGAAAUCGCAGAGACGCUAGAUUCCUCUCCAGAACACGUGAAGACACGAUGGAAAACCCUGCGGGACCGUUUCAAGAAAGAGGAGAAAAAAGAGAAAAUGACUGGAAAGCCGGCCACAUGGGUGUUCCAGAAGCCACUACGGUUUAUACAAACAGUGCCUAAAGAGCUGCGAACGUGA